CCACGUUUUGGCUCUUGCUGUCUGCAAGGAAAGGUUCGACUCCCUCACCCACUUUCCCCUCCUCCACUACUCCAUCGUCUCCUCACAGUCCACUCUCAUUCCCCACAUGAAUCAGAUGCAUUCAAGAUCAAGGCUCGAGAGUUUUGUAAACACAUUCGUCGCUAUAAUGCUGCUCUUGCUUUCGUCUCAUGUGGAAUACGUGCCCAGGAUGGUUUUGUCAAUCAUAUGAACCAGCCAGUCCCAGGUGCUGGGCCAUACACCUUUCGAGUCCAUGGGCAGUUCUACCAUCGCAUUGGUUCGCUGCUGCCACAACAAGGGCAACAACCAAAAUAUGCUCAACUCUAUAUCUACGAUCCCCAUGAUGAUGCAGCAAGAUGCCAGAUGAACCAAUUCCGUAUCGAUCGAAAUGCAGAUCAAGACCCACAGCUCAUGCUUGAUCUGCAUGAUAUGAUGGUAGAGCAUAACCCUUGGGUACAAGUGUAUAGAAACGGCCAUGAGCGAAUGCAGCAUACUCCUCCCGAUCAGCAUGACCUCCCUUUACGCAUUCAUAUCGACAUCCAGCAAGACCAAUGGUGCUAUAAUGCUCCUGUCGUGGAUGAGAUUGCAGCCAUCAUUCCUGGAGACGGUACAGAUGUGGACAACACCCGCGACAUCAUUUUACAUCGAGUCAUUCCGCUCCUUCAGCGCAUUUCUGAGAUUCAUCCUGCCUACACUCCACUCCAUUAUGUCCUUCUUUUUCCA
Cantharellus anzutake is the source of this 741-nucleotide messenger RNA. RefSeq lists its product as uncharacterized. The annotation marks the transcript as partial. The transcript has 3 exons. The record is from RefSeq and is a predicted model, not a curated record. Lineage: Eukaryota; Fungi; Basidiomycota; Agaricomycetes; Cantharellales; Hydnaceae.